UCCCGCUUUUUCGACGGAAGCCAGCAGAACCCCGGUUCCCAGCAGCCCUUGCGGUAGCGCACCGGAAGAGGCGGCACCCUGUACCAAAAAAUGAGGGAAAAUAAGAGCAUGUCCGAGUGCCCGUCGCAAACGGCGAAAGAAACACCGGCGAAAAAGCAAAAACUGAGCAGUGACGAGAACAGCAACCCCGACUUAUCAGGAGACGAGAAUGACGAUGCGGUUAGCGUCGAGAGCGGGACGAACACGGAGCGCCCGGACACGCCCACCAACACCACCAACGCCCCGGGCAAGAAGAGCUGGGGCAAGGGCAAGUGGAAGUCAAAGAAGUGCCGGUACUCCUUUAAAUGUGUCAACAGUCUGAAGGUUCAGGAGGAUCACGGUCAGCCGCUGUUUGGCGUCCAGUUCAACUGGCACAGCAAGGAAGGAGAUCCGCUUGUGUUCGCCACCGUCGGGAGCAACAGGGUCACUCUGUACGAGUGUCACUCUCAGGGGGAGAUCCGACUCCUGCAGUCCUAUGUCGACGCUGACGCGGACGAGAACUUCUACACGUGCGCUUGGACCUACGACACCAACACCAGCCACCCCCUGCUGGCCGUGGCCGGCUCCCGGGGCAUCAUCCGGGUGAUCAACCACAUCACCAUGCAGUGCAUCAAGCAUUACGUGGGUCACGGGAACGCCAUCAACGAGCUCAAGUUCCACCCGAGGGAUCCGAACCUCCUCUUGUCCGUCAGUAAAGAUCACGCCCUGCGGCUGUGGAACAUUCAGACCGACACGCUGGUGGCCAUCUUUGGGGGCGUGGAGGGUCAUCGAGAUGAAGUCCUGAGCGCUGAUUUUGACCUUCUGGGGGAGAAGAUCAUGUCGUGCGGCAUGGAUCAUUCGCUAAAGCUCUGGAGAAUCAACUCGGAGAGGCUGCAGAAGGCCAUCCGGGGUUCCUAUGAAUACAACCCUUCAAAGACCAACAGGCCUUUCGUCUCACAGAAGAUCCACUUCCCGGACUUCUCCACACGCGACAUCCACAGGAACUACGUGGACUGCGUCCGGUGGUUGGGAGAUCUCAUUCUCUCCAAGUCCUGCGAAAAUGCCAUCGUCUGCUGGAAACCAGGGAAGAUGGAGGACGACGUCGACCACAUCAAAGCCAACGAGUCCAACGUGACCAUCCUGGGCCGCUUUGACUACAGCCAGUGUGACAUUUGGUACAUGCGCUUCUCCAUGGACUUCUGGCAGAAGAUGCUGGCUCUAGGGAACCAGGUGGGGAAGCUGUACGUCUGGGACCUUGAGGUAGAAGACCCGCACAAGGCCAAGUGCACCACGCUAACUCUCCCCAAAUGCACGUCGGCCAUCCGGCAGACCAGCUUCAGCCGGGACAGCAGCAUCCUGAUCGCCGUGUGCGACGACGCCUCCAUCUGGCGCUGGGACCGACAGCGUUGACACGCCCCUUCUUUCCACCAACCUCUGUGUCACCCAAACGUUUUUUGAUUAAAAAAUUGUGAAAUGUU
Messenger RNA from Oryzias melastigma (Indian medaka), 1496 nucleotides. RefSeq names its product embryonic ectoderm development (gene eed). Bases 91 to 1428 code for a protein of 445 amino acids. The record is from RefSeq and is a predicted model, not a curated record. Gene Ontology annotation, molecular function: protein binding; nucleosome binding. Lineage: Eukaryota; Metazoa; Chordata; Actinopteri; Beloniformes; Adrianichthyidae. Gene Ontology annotation, biological process: negative regulation of transcription by RNA polymerase II. Gene Ontology annotation, cellular component: ESC/E(Z) complex. The transcript is spliced from 12 exons.